AUGAUCACCAAGCCUGAUGGGAUUCGAAAGUAUGUGAGGCUGGCGUGCCUCAUGGGUCUGUUCAUCACUGGCAUCGUCUCUCUGGACUGUAACUUGCUGAAUGUUCGCCUGAAGAGAGCCACCUGGCAGAAUCUGCAACUUCUGAGCAGGAUGAGCAAUUCAUUUCCUAUAGAGUGUCUACAAGAAAGAAAAGCUUUUCAGUUGCCCCAAGAGAUCCUCUCAUACACCCAGCCUCUGAUGAGGAACAUCAAGGAGGCCUUCUAUGAAAUGACCAGACAGGCCUUCCACAUCUUCACUCAAGACACCUUCCAAUCCACUUGGGAAGGGAAACAGCUGAGACAAAUCCAGAUCGGACUUGAUCACCAGCUGCAGUACCUGGAGCAAUGCUUGGAAGAAGAGGAGGAAAAUGAAGACGCAAGAGAGAGGGAAGAGCCUCUCUCAGCCAGAGAGGAGACUCUCAGGAGACCCUCAGGAGCUCCGGUCCUCCAGCCGAGCAACCUAGAACUGAGGAGCUAUUUCAACAGGAUAGACAGGUUCCUCAAAGAUAAGAAACACAGUCACUGUGCCUGGGAGAUUGUCCGAGUGGAAAUCAGAAGAUGCUUCUACUUCUUUCAGAAACUCACAGCAUUACUCAGGAGGAGAUAA
Molecule: messenger RNA, 645 nt
Organism: Budorcas taxicolor (takin)
Lineage: Eukaryota; Metazoa; Chordata; Mammalia; Artiodactyla; Bovidae
Gene: IFNK
Product: interferon kappa
Exons: 1
Coding region: 1-645 (214 amino acids)
Biological process (GO): B cell differentiation; positive regulation of peptidyl-serine phosphorylation of STAT protein; natural killer cell activation involved in immune response
Cellular component (GO): extracellular region
Molecular function (GO): cytokine activity; type I interferon receptor binding
Source: RefSeq, a predicted model, not a curated record